GGGGCAAACACCUACGUAGAGCGCACGCGCGCGCUCGCCGGCGUUCCAUGGCUCACCGCGAUCCGCGCUCAGUCCGGGCUUGAAUCGCUCACAGCUUGGAGCCAAAGCCGGUUCGGGCCUUCUCUACAGUCUAACACUUCUUGCUAAUCGGUCUCUCGUCCAACGCUUACGCCUCUUCGCACCUCAGUACAUCUUUCAUCGAUUUCCUUUCUCCUACAAUUCGCCACUCGCGCGAUCAGUACAAAAAAAAAAUAAUAUUUCGUUCGUACGAUUUUCGUUCGCGGUUUAACAGACAGAGGCGCCAACGAGCUGCAACUUUGUCCAAGAAUUUAAAGACAAUCAUCAAGUAAGCGUAAGUUAGCGUUUAGACUUUUAGCUGGUUAAAUGUCAGACCGUCCUGAGUGGAAAAAAAAAUUUUUUUCGAAGGCCACAGCCCGAUUCAGUCAAUAUUUCUAGGUAAUUUAAGACAAUCGCUACACUGUACAUAUACGUAUAUAUAUUUUUUUGUGGAACAUACAAACCUACGAGUCUCAAUUAAGGCAAGACAUAUCUCGUUUUCAGUUUUAUACAGUAGAGGUAUCAAAAUAAACAGGUUGUGUACAAGAAAAUCAGUAUUUUAGCCUAAAUAGCUUAAGGUUUCUGUCAAUCGUACAUAUCGCAAUAGGAUAAUAAUUAUAGUUAUAUUUUAUGUAAAAUCAAAAUUUAUAUAUCGAAUCAAAAUAAGCAUCUAGAGUUAGAAUAGACAUCGUGCAAUAUAUAAACCAAAUAAACUUAAUGUAAAGACAAUCUGAGACAAUCUAAGUCAAACCUGACAAUCUUGGAAUAUUUGACAAUCUGAAAGUCGACCUUUUGGGAUCCAAUAAUCUGAAAGUAAAUAAAGCAGCAAUCAUCUGUUUAGUAAUCCCAGUAGGAAUAUUUGACAAUCUAAAAGAAAAUAAGCAACUUUUGGCAAUCAUAUUAUAAAAUCAAAAUCGAGUUACAUAAAAUUAGUUAAUAUUAAAUGUGUAGCUGUUAGUUCUAAUAUUAAAGGAUAUCAUUGAACAAGACGAUCUAAGUGUAGAAAGACUAAGAUUGUCGGUACUACCUUUCAAAAGACGUAACAAAACGUCAAUCAAAACGAACAUUCAACUGUAACUAUUCCGCGGUACCUUUAAAUACGAUUACACCGCGGAUAGUACCCGAGUGGCGAUAUCCUUCGCUCCUAAGAUUCCCAUCACCCCGAAUUUCGAUCGACCGCGUAAGAGCUGCAAAAAAUCGUCACCACGUACUUCUUCAAUCAUCACCAGCAGUACCAUCAUCAGUACCCCUACGUAGUGCCCUUGUGUCCGACUGUCGCUCCUUGCCAGCCGUUCGAAGCUUAUCAGCAACAACAGGUGUGUCAGUGCGGCCAAUGCGCCGUGCCAGGGGGCGGGCAGCACCAAGCAGCACCCCAACCACAGCCUAUGUUCGCCAUUAGCAACGUGCACCAGCAAGCGGCAGCCGCGGCAAGUUUGACGGGAGCGCCUGGCGUCACGGCCACUGUGACUGGUCAACCGGGGACAUUGAUCGUCAACAGAUUCACCGAGAUCAACUACUUUGACAAUCCGCUCGUCGCAGCGGCGGCUGGUACUGCUUUGGUUGCGCUGGGCAGUCCGCCCGCAGCCGGCCAUCACAAUAUAGCGUGUAAAGUGGAUCCGCGAGACCAUGAUGAAUUAUUCAUUAAAAUGGUCAUGUUGCAAAUAUAA
Messenger RNA from Acanthoscelides obtectus, 1724 nucleotides. The record is from the annotation of a GenBank genome assembly. NCBI's taxonomy places the organism in Eukaryota, Metazoa, Arthropoda, Insecta, Coleoptera, Chrysomelidae.